CUAAGUCGUGCUUUAGAUUUAGAAGAAAUCAUAACGCGGGUGCAAUAAUAUAAACGAAUUUAAAAAAAAGUGAAUAAAAUUAUAAGAAAAGUUUUGGAGUUCCGCAAAUUAAAAAAUAAAUUAUUUAAAUCAUGCGCUUUAUACUUAAUUGCCAAUUGAUGCUUGUGGUUUUGUUUCUACUCAACCAAAAUGCUAAGGGUCAACGCACCUCUUUGGAUACAGUAUUGCGCUCGAACUUAAGGAAUUUUCGUGCAAUAUUUCUCAAUGUUAUGGGCAGAUCGGGCGAUGAUCCCUAUAACCUAGAAAUGUCUCAUAGAAGAGGGAAAACUCAAAAAAUGGAUAGAGUUGCCCGCUCACUAAUGAAGUUUUGUGAUGCCAAAAAUGGUCCGGGCAAACGUAGCGCGGAACCGCCCACUUCGGUUCAUCGUUUGCGUCCUGGCGAUAUAGAUAUUAUCGGAGCCAUGGGUGAUUCUUUGACGGCCGGUAAUGGCAUUUUUGCCAAUAAUAUUUUGCAUGCUAUACAAGAGAAUCGUGGUGCUAGCUGGUCUAUAGGGGGUCAAGGUACGUGGCAGCAGUAUUUGACCUUGCCCAAUAUUUUAAAGGAAUUUAAUCCGGAUUUGUAUGGUUAUGCCUUGAGGGAUGGCUUAAGUACGGAGAGAUCAUCAAGAUUCAAUGUCGCCGAACUGGGCGCCAUGUCACGCGACAUGCCCUACAUGGCCAAAAUAUUGGUGAAACGUAUGAAACAUGAUUCCCAUGUCAAUAUGACUCAUCAUUGGAAACUCGUCACCCUGCUAAUAGGCAAUAACGAUUUUUGCUCUGAUGCCUGUUUUCAUCCCAAUCCCAUGAAAGUUAUCGAAUUGCACGAACAGAAUAUGUUGAAAACCUAUCGCUACUUAAGAGAUAAUGUGCCCCGCUUAAUGUUGAAUGUAGUGCCAGCUCCAAAUUUGUUGUUGUUGACACGCCUGAAAGGUUUGCCGCCACAAUGUUAUACAACAUUGAGAUUUGAGUGUCCCUGCAUAAUUGGUAAAUCGAAACAACAAAUGGAAUUUAUGGGUAAAUUAAUGGAUAAAUGGGUGCAAAAGGAUAUGGAGAUUGUUAAUCGGGAAGAGUUUAAUACGGAGACAUUUACCAUAAAUAUAGAGCAUUUUACCAAGAAUUUCAUAUUUCCCACCUUGCCUAAUGGUAAUACAGAUGUUUCGUAUACUUCGGAAGAUUGUUUUCACAUUAGUCAAAGAGGUCAUGCAGCAAGCACAAAUUCUUAUUGGAAUAAUCUUUUUGAAAAACACAACGAAAAAUCCCCCUUCUCACCCAAACUAUACUCAAAAUUUUUGUGUCCCACCGAGCAACGUCCCUUUAUUAUGACACGUGUCAAUAGUCGUGAUGAUUUUCAAAUUUAAUUAUUAAUUUAAAGUUAAUUUCUUAGAUUUUCUAUAACUGUGAUAAAAAUUUAGUCUAAUAUUUAUAUGUGUAAUAUUUUGUAUUUAAAAUAAAUUAUUUAAUUUAAGGGUCGAAUAAAUAAUUGGAAUAUAAAGGAAACAAACAAAAAUUGGAAAAGAAUAUAAAUUAAAAA
Calliphora vicina (urban bluebottle blowfly) is the source of this 1570-nucleotide messenger RNA. RefSeq names its product phospholipase B1, membrane-associated. The transcript is spliced from 6 exons. Gene Ontology annotation, biological process: phospholipid metabolic process. Gene Ontology annotation, molecular function: glycerophospholipase activity. NCBI's taxonomy places the organism in Eukaryota, Metazoa, Arthropoda, Insecta, Diptera, Calliphoridae. The record is from RefSeq and is a predicted model, not a curated record. The coding region runs from base 132 to 1397 and encodes 421 amino acids.